AUGCACUUCCCUCUUUCCACCGCCCUACUAUCCCUCUCCCUCCUCCUCCCCACCCUCGCCAACCCCCUGCUCUCCUCCCCCUCCCCCUCCCCCUCCCCCCGCGCCACCCCCGUCCCGCUGGACACAACGCCCAUAAUCCACGGCCUACACAUCCGCGCCCCGCAAACAACCUGCGCCCCCAACUCCGGCACCGACAACACGGGCUGCGGCAACUCCGGCACGGGCAACUCAGGCACGGGUAAUUCCGGCAUCUGCCUGUCGGGCACCGGCGAGUCUGGUGUCGGCGACUGUAGCAACGCGGCCGAGGCCGUGGCCACGAGUGUGUAUGUGCUGCAGACCGCGACCACAAUCUACCUGGUGUCGACGGUGACGGUGGAGGGCAACUCGGUGGUGACGACUGUGCAGAGCGUGUUUGCGGCGGGCGCGACGGCGACGCAGACGAUUGUUGUGGAUGAUGGGCGGUAUAGUCGCCCUGGCUGUGCGUACUGGAGGACGCAGGGGUAUAUUUGCUCUGCGGCCGGGAGGGGCGUGGAGGUGUCGAGAUUGGCGGCGGCGGUGGUCGGCGUUGUUGGGUUGGCGGUGAUGUUGUAA
Messenger RNA from Morchella importuna, 591 nucleotides. RefSeq lists its product as uncharacterized. Lineage: Eukaryota; Fungi; Ascomycota; Pezizomycetes; Pezizales; Morchellaceae. The transcript has a single exon. The record is from RefSeq and is a predicted model, not a curated record. The coding region runs from base 1 to 591 and encodes 196 amino acids.